Molecule: messenger RNA, 969 nt
Organism: Gigantopelta aegis
Lineage: Eukaryota; Metazoa; Mollusca; Gastropoda; Neomphalida; Peltospiridae
Product: agmatinase, mitochondrial-like
Exons: 4
Coding region: 72-785 (237 amino acids)
Molecular function (GO): agmatinase activity; metal ion binding
Source: RefSeq, a predicted model, not a curated record
UUAAUGACGUCAUGGAAUUGUGAAGACAAUUACCUUUUGCGAAUGACAUUUUGAGAUAAAAAAAAAAAAAAAUGUUCAACCGGUGUCGUAAUCUCUUAAAAACCGUGCAAGGAUGGAACAUCCUGCAAACAAAACGAGACAUCGCCACGACCAGUGCUGCGAGGAAAUACCACAGACCAAUAGAGUCAAACACUAUGCCGAGAUCAGGGGGGAUUUCAUCCAUGAUGAGAUUGCCUGUAAAGACCACAGCUGCCGGCCUGGACGCGUGUUUUGUUGGCGUCCCCAUGGAUUGUGGAGCUUCGUAUAAACCGGGAACACGACUGGGUCCUAGACACGUCAGGGUGGAGUCUGUACUCAUCAGACCGGUCAAUGCCGCCACGGGCGCAUCGCCAUUUGAAUCGUUGGUGGUCGCCGACGUGGGCGACGUGCCCACCAACAUGUUCAACAUCCACGAAGCCUGCAAGCAGAUCAGGCUACAUUUUGCCGACGUCCUCAAACAUGACUGCAAACCGAUUGCGAUUGGAGGAGAUCAUACAAUUACUUACCCUAUACUGCAAGCGAUUAAGGAAAAACACGGCCCUGUUGGUUUGAUUCACGUAGACGCCCACUCUGACACGAGCGACUCGACAAUGGGUGAGAAGGUAGAACAUGGAACCCAUUUGCGGCGAUCAGUGGAAGAUGGGUGCGUCGAUACUAACAGAGUUAUCCAGAUUGGAUUACGAGAGAGUUGGUACUCUCCGUUCGACUACAUGUGGCCAAGGAAACAGGUACGUGGGUUUGAAUGAGUUAAAUAUAGUUUCUGUUUUAAAACAUCAGUGUUUUAUAUAUAUUUAAUAAUGUGUUUCUUGUCGCCCCAUUGUUUGUAUUAGCUAUAACUUGUAGGGGCGGGACUUAGCCCUGUGGUAAAGUGUUGGCAUGAUCUGUGGUCGGUCUGGUAUCGAUCCCCGUCGGUAGGCCCAUUGGGCUAUU